UUUCAGAAAUGGCUAAAGACAAUCUAAAUAAAAUGCCUCUAUUCAUCAUCUUCAUCUUCAAAAAAAUAAUAAAGCUGUGAAAAAUAACCCAAAUGUUGAAACGUAUUACUUUAGAAAGUGAAAUGGCAGCAGUGCAUAAAGGAGAGGAACUGACACUCAAUUUGGUUUAUCAAUAACAAAACUUCUAUCAAAGUUAUCAAUAUUUGGAUUGAACCAUUUGUAAAUUGUGUUUGAGGUGAGGGGUAAAGGACACUUUCUCAGGCACAUGCAGACAGGUUGCUUGGUUUCGUUUUUAGUCCUGUAUAUAGACGCAACAGCUUCUAUAUGUCCCGGUACUAAAUAGUGUACAUUGUGAGGAGGUGUGACUAAACAUAACGAGUCCCUUUUUUUUCCAGGUCAUUGCAUGCGUGUGUGUUUUUGUUUUCAUGUGGCGUGUCUCAGGCGAGGUGCCCUUCACGGCGUACGUGACAAAUGCAGGCCAUGGGUGAAGAUGUCCUGGUAUUUUUCCAGCCUCUUUGCCACUAGCAAGUCCUUUGAGCACUCGUGUAAAUCUGCAGAGCCGAAUUCAACACCUCAUAUUACCGCCGAAGGCUACAGAACACUCACAUAAACUGGAGGAGGCUGUAGUUGACGGCAACGCAGGAGGCGUGAAAACGAGAGGCAUCGAUGGACCCGACGCUGAUCACCACCGACAAAGAAAGACAGUCACCGUCUGUCCGCCACGAGACUCAAAUCAGUCAGGGUUCUGACUAUUUUUCUGUUUUGGGGGGCUUCUUGGACCAGUCGGAACCACUGCUACCCCCGCUACCCCAUCUGUCUGGGGGCCUUACCUCGUUCCUGUCCGAGAUUUACACUGAACCUGUCCGGAUACCAGACACAAGAAAGCCGCUCAGGGUCGAUUCGCCCACUCUGGAGAGUUCCAAGGCCUCCGACUUCAGCUUCGAGCACCGUCAAACCGCCUAUUUGAUGUCAUUGCCAGACAGCUCAGAGAGUGACUCAGCCACGGGCCUGACGUCAGAUUUGUACAUCUUUGAAAAUGAGACUCAAGACUUCAUCCUGAGUUCAACCACCUCGCAGAAUAACCAUGAUGCCUCCCCUCUUGCGUGUUGUCAUUCAGCCAAGAGAGUGACACAUAGUACUGCCAUGACUAUGGACUGGGCGAUGUUGGAGUCUGAGUCAGGGCUCACGCCACCUGCCGAGGUCACCCGAGUCAAGCCGCGAGGACCGAGGAGCCUCAGUCCCGCUGAACCGUGGGCGGAUGCCUGCCAGUAUCUGGAUAGGACGGAUGUUUUGCCUACUUCCACUUCCAGCGACUUCUCUUUGGAAGAGAUUUGGGUGUCGGGUUACGCCAGUGACGGGAUUGGCUGGGACAGAGAUGACACCAGAGGUUGGGGUCCGCCAGUGGAGAGGUGGUCCUCGGUGGAGAGCUGGGCCAGUGCACUCUCAGACUGGAAUGUCAUUGGGACACCGAGGCAGGAGCUCACAACCGCUUUCUCAGAGAUAGGAGCCGAGAUCGAUGCCCUAACCGAAGCGCUAGCGGACAUUAAGCCCUACAGCGAGACGGAAAAAGGGAUGGGGGUUCACGAUCAGCUAGUGGGACAAACCAUCCAAGAGGAAUCCGUCCCCUGUGGACAGGAAUGCUUCUCUUUCCAACCACAGAUUGGAGACAACGGCCAAUCUCUUGGCGAUUCAACAACCAACACGCAAAUUGAACCGGAGGAAAUCGCUGUCAUCAACUUUGUACAUGAGAAUCAAUCUUUGGUUCCAUCUGCCUGUGACUUGGACAGUCUCAUCCCUGUAUGGACUCCCAUUGAGGAUGUGGACAUUCCUCAUUGUGUCCAGCUUUCAGAGAGAGAAGACUUGAAAGAAGAGAAAAACGUAUUGAACAUAGUUGAGGACGCAGAUGUGACAGCACAACCCGCUGAGCGGACAAAUGAGCAGCUGUCAGGCGAUGGGUUGUUUCAGGUGAUAGAAGAUCACAGAGUCUCCCAGCCCGACCUGUCAUCCAAUCAGGGUGCAGAUGCUAGCACACGUCCAAACAUUAUUGACUGUAACGGACGUGAAACCUCCGAAGAAGAUACGAUGAACCCCCGUGUACCAGUCUUUAAUGACAGUGGACACACAGCACCUGACAUUCUGAUGGACACCGGGGGAGCAACCCAGGUGCGCCCGCAGGUUGGAUGUCCCACCUUUAUUGUGCCCGUAGCCCCUCUUGAGAUCAGGUCUGCCCUGGAGUAUCGUAGGAGCAGCUUGGAUGGAGAUCCCACGAGGGCUUUCAAUGAUGCCCAUGUGCGAACCCGGACCCUUUGGCCGCUCUGCGACGAGCGGGGAACCGGCGAAGAGGUUCGUGGACUUUGUAAAGAACUUUCCAAAUUGACCGUCGUCCCUGAGAAGAACCACAACGAUCUAGAUGAGCCGCACGUCUCCAAGGCGGCAAAACAAAGCAACCAAGCGGUAGCAGACAAGCCGAAACCGAUUCAUGUGUCAUCAGGAAAGAUGCCUCACAAGAGUGAGGGCAAACCCCGCUGCAAGAAGGACAAAUCCGCCAUCCACCAUCACAGCACCCCCGUGCUCAAGAAACAGGAGAACUCGGCUCACCUCACAAACAGCAGACAAAAAGAAACCAUGGAAAGUCCGAGCAGUCACCUUGUCGAAGAGAAGACGAUGGUAAUCGAGACAGCCAAGCCGCAUGGCAAGAAGAAGAAGAAACACCAACAAAACGCGACCGCGACGGCAGCAGACCCUCCGGCCGUGACGGAGAUUGUCGCAAAAGCGAAGGGUGCGAAAGGACGGAUCGAAAUGUUUGAGGCCAAAACGAGCACCAAACACGGCAAAGCCCGCAAGCACGCAGGGACUUCAGAGGCUGCGGACAAAAAGCACCCAGACGCUUCGAAAGCCUCACAGGGAGAACACGUUCAGCAUAAAACAGAACACAAACAUGACCCGACUAACGACGCUGUCUUUAAAAAACUUCGCCUGUCCAAGGAUAAGUUUGGAAAGCUUUUGGACUCAAAGCCAAGCGUUUCCCCUCCAAUGAAGGCGGCAGAGGGACAAAAGACGGAUGUCAGAGCGCCGAGUAAGAAGGCAUUCAGCGAAGCGGUCAAACACAAAACAAGCGCACCCAAAGAAGAGCCGAAGGUCACGCAACCCAUCCAGGCAGCAUCCGUGAGUGAGGACCCCCAAAGUCUUAGUCUGUGGUGUCAGUUCGCUGCCAUCUCGGGCAUGCACACGGUCACCUGGAGGCACGACGGUGCUGUCCUGGCGGAGGUCAAGCGAAGUGCAGGGGACGAGAGUCGUGCGUACUUGACUAUCCCCAGGGCCUCCCACAAAGACCUGGGGAAGUACCAGUGCUGCCUCAACAGCUCACAAGGCUCCAUCACGCUGGACUACAUUCUUACUUAUGAAGUGCUCCGUGAGAUUGUCAUCCAGCCAUCUCCAAACGUCACAUCCGUCGAGGUGGGCUCCGAGGCGGAGGACGUCCAGUGUUCCCAGCUGCUGUUCAGAGACGACUUCCUGUCCGAGCAGUACUUCGGCGAAAACCAGCCCUUCAGCAUCGUCACAGAGAAGGUCCACUUUGGGGAGGGCAUGCACCGGCGGGCGUUUCGCACCAGGCUGCGCAGGGGUGGGGUGCCCCUCCUGCUGGCUGGGCCCUCGUGCGUGCUUAAGGUGCACACCGCCAUCAGCUACGGGAUCAAGAACAAUGACGACCUUGUUAAAAGGAACUACUCCCUGGCUGUGGAAGAGUGUCAUGUUCAGAACACGGCUCGCGAGUACAUCAAGGAGUACACUGCUGUCGCCCAGUCCGUCGCCGCCUUCGGGGAAGUCCCAGAGAUCAUUCCCAUCUACCUGGUUCACCGGCCGUCUAGCGACAUCCCAUACGCCACGCUGGAGGAGGAGCUGAUCGGUGACUUCGUCAAGUAUUCGGUGAAGGACGGCAAGGAGAUCAACCUGAUGAGGCGGGACUCCGAAGCGGGGCGCAAGUGUUGCGCCUUCCAGCAUUGGGUGUACCAACGGACGGAAGGAAACCUGCUGGUUACUGACAUGCAAGGAGUCGGAAUGAAGCUCACUGAUGUGGGAAUAGCCACCUGUAAGAAAGGCUACAAGGGCUUCAAAGGAAACUGUGCCACCUCAUUCAUCGACCAGUUCAAAGUGCUGCACCAGUGCAACACUUACUGCGAGAUCCUGGGCCUGGACUCCCUGCAGCCCAAAGCAGCCAAGAAGGCUGUCUGCACUCAGAAAAGCAAACCACAGCCAUUAGCAGGACCCAAAAAGAAAACAUUUGGGCCCACUCUUAAGGCCAAGUCCUAAGAAUGGGAAGUGCUCGGACUUGGAUGGGAAUUGGGGUGUUGAACUGUCAUGUCUUACAUUGAUUUUCUUUUUCUUUUUUUACUUGUGAUGUUUCCAAGCACGUUGUGUUCAUUAAAUUAAUGAACUGGUUAAUUAGCUUAUUGGAAGAAACACUGUUGACUAUGAAACAUAGAGCAGAGGACAAACUGUAUUGUUAUUGAUGGAUUCAGUGUGAAUGCUUUUAUUUGUUAGAGGUUUAUUUUCUUCCAUUCAUUUUCUAUAAAGUGCUUGUCGGUA
Molecule: messenger RNA, 4584 nt
Organism: Hippocampus comes (tiger tail seahorse)
Lineage: Eukaryota; Metazoa; Chordata; Actinopteri; Syngnathiformes; Syngnathidae
Gene: alpk2
Product: alpha-kinase 2
Exons: 11
Coding region: 667-4308 (1213 amino acids)
Biological process (GO): protein phosphorylation
Molecular function (GO): protein serine/threonine kinase activity; ATP binding
Source: RefSeq, a predicted model, not a curated record